Molecule: messenger RNA, 1249 nt
Organism: Loxodonta africana (African savanna elephant)
Lineage: Eukaryota; Metazoa; Chordata; Mammalia; Proboscidea; Elephantidae
Gene: CXXC4
Product: CXXC finger protein 4
Exons: 1
Coding region: 1-1194 (397 amino acids)
Cellular component (GO): nucleus
Molecular function (GO): methyl-CpG binding; zinc ion binding
Source: RefSeq, a predicted model, not a curated record
AUGAACACCAAUGUCUGCGUGGAGCCCGGGCCGAGCCCGGAGGCCCCGGGCUUGCCCAAGGAAAGCCACCUGCCCGAGGGGGCCCUGAACAGCCUUGUGGAUUACAACUCGGAGAUGGAGCGCUACCGCUCCUUUGCCACCUCCUUCUACAAGACCAACGGGGGCGCCUUCCCGCAGGCCGCCAAGAUCGCGCGCAUCACCACCCCCAUCUUCCCCAGCAGCGCCGCCGCCGCCGCGGCCGCCGCGCGCAUCGGCAUGUCCCCCUGGAACUGCGACAACGCGGCCACCGCCGCCGCCGCCACCGCCAUGCUCUGGGGCAGCGGCGGGGGCGGGGGCGGCGGCGGGGGCGGCGGGGGUGGCGGGGGCGGCGGGGGCGGCAGGAAAUCCUCCUCCGCCGCCGCCUCCUCCUCCGCCUCCUCCUCGGCGAUCCUCCCCGCCGGCGGCGGUGGCGGUGGCGGCGGCGGCGGCGGCGGUGGCGGCGGUGGCGGCGGCGGCGGCAGCAGGACCAGCAUGCACCACCGAAACGACUCCCAGAGGCUGGGGAAAGCUGGCUGCCCGCCAGAGCCGUCGUUGCAAAUGGCAAAUACUAAUUUCCUCUCCACCUUAUCCCCUGAACACUGCAGACCUUUGGCGGGGGAAUGCAUGAACAAGCUCAAAUGCGGCGCUGCUGAAGCAGAGAUAAUGAAUCUCCCCGAGCGCGUGGGGACUUUUUCCGCUAUCCCGGCUUUAGGGGGCAUCUCAUUACCUCCAGGGGUCAUCGUCAUGACAGCCCUUCACUCCCCCGCAGCAGCCUCAGCAGCCGUCACAGACAGUGCGUUUCAAAUUGCCAAUCUGGCAGACUGCCCGCAGAGUCAUUCCUCCUCCUCCUCGUCCUCCUCAGGGGGAGCUGGCGGAGCCAACCCGGCCAAGAAGAAGAGGAAAAGGUGUGGGGUCUGCGUUCCCUGCAAGAGGCUCAUCAACUGUGGCGUCUGCAGCAGUUGCAGGAACCGCAAAACGGGACACCAGAUCUGCAAAUUUAGAAAAUGUGAAGAGCUAAAGAAAAAACCUGGCACUUCGCUAGAGGUCAGAGAAGAUGAUUUCUUGUUUCCCAGUCUCCCCUUUUCCAUGCUCACUCCUCUUUCCUCUCCCCUUCAGGGCUUCUUGUCUGGCUUCCACACGCAGUACCCCAUUACUGAAGCUUCCUUCAGGUUGUAAGAUAAGGUGGUGGGUAGGUGGAUUGCGGAGGGCAAGGCCUCUCUGCCUCCCUCCC